Molecule: messenger RNA, 2966 nt
Organism: Oxyura jamaicensis (ruddy duck)
Lineage: Eukaryota; Metazoa; Chordata; Aves; Anseriformes; Anatidae
Gene: SACK1A
Product: family with sequence similarity 83 member A
Exons: 7
Coding region: 223-1635 (470 amino acids)
Biological process (GO): epidermal growth factor receptor signaling pathway
Source: RefSeq, a predicted model, not a curated record
GGCAUCUGACACAGACUCUGGGGACACAGACACAGAAUCUGGGAAUCUACCCUGGAAAAAACAGGUCUGUGCUCCUCUGAAAAGCCCUGAAGACGCCGUGCUCCAGAGCGUGUUGGAUGCGACGAGAAGGGAAAUACAGCCAAAUCGGACAGCUCUGAUUGUUGCUGAAGUUCACCGCCACCUGAGAACUAAUUCAUUCAGCCGAGGUGAUUUUACGCCAGAAUGCAGUCUCCAAACCCGAAGGACGAUUACGUUCCCUGCGCCGCGCAUAUGCACUGUGCCUACCCCGCAGAUCGGCUGCUGAGACAACGAACCAUGAGCCACUCCAGACAUAUGGGCAAGAUAAAAAAGAGGCUGGAGGACAUCAAGAACCAGUCCCUUAAGUCGACGAAAGCAGAUUUCAGCCACAACGAAAGCAUAAGGCUGGCCACCGACGCCUUCCUGGACGGUGGGACAGACUCGUAUCUCCAAACGUUGAGCAAAGAAGGAGAGGUGGAUUUCCUCUCCUCGGUGGAAGCUCGGUACAUCAAGGAGAACGCCAGGGAGUCGUAUUACGCGCAGGAUUCCCCCGCGGACGGGGCGGCUGCGCCAAGGCAGACCGAUGCUGGCUCUCUCCCUUCGGGGACCUACUUCCCAACCAUUUCUGACAGCAGCGAGCCAGCCCUCCUGCACACAUGGAUUACGGCAGAGAAGCCCUAUUUAAAGGAAAAGUCCACGGCCACGGUGUAUUUCCAAACGGAGAAGAACAGCAACAUCAGAGACAUUAUACGCCGGUACAUCAAUAAGACCACUCAGGUGCUCGCUAUCGUGAUGGACGUGUUCACAGACACUGAGAUUCUCUGUGACCUCCUGGAGGCAGCCAACAAGCGCAUGGUCUUCGUCUACCUGCUGCUCGAUCACGGCAACAUAAACCUCUUCUCUGAGAUGUGUGACAAACUGCAAAUUGCUGAGGAUCUCUUCAAGAAUAUCUCAGUCCGCAGUGUUACUGGAGAGGUUUAUUGUGCCAAAUCAGGCAGGAAAUUUUCAGGACAAAUACAAGAAAAAUUUCUUAUCUCUGACUGGAGAUAUGUGCUCUCUGGAUCUUACAGCUUCACGUGGUUGUGCGGCCAGGUUCACCGCAAUCUCCUCUCCAAGUUCACCGGGCAAGUUGUGGAGCUGUUUGACGAGGAGUUCCGACACCUUUAUGCGCUGUCCAAACCCGUCAGGGGCCCGAAGUCUCCGCCACGCACCAUGCCCUUCCUCUUCCGCACCAGCUGGGCUCCCCAGCGCAGCCUCCCCGACAGCAACGAGGGCAGCGCUAACACUCUCUCAGACCCCUUGAGCAGCCUCUCAGCCGGCAGCACCCACCAGAACAAGCAAACCCCAAGAACUCUCAUAUUCAGCAGCAACCUGACCCCGCAGUCACCGCUGCACAGAGUUAAUUCUUUCCACAGCUUCGUCUCGUUCACGCCGCCCCCAGCGCAGCCGCCCAUCCAGCCUAACUACUACCAGCCGCACUACGCAGCCGAUAGCUCGGCGGUUCUCUACAACAACAUGAACAUUUACAGACCUGUAAGAGUUAGACAAGAGGAACCAAACAGGACGGGCUUAAAUUCACCCUGGCGAUGCCUCCACAAAGGUAACCUGUUUGCAUAAUAACCACCUGGCCUUGAAUUGCAAGCGAACGUAGUGAGGACCUGUUUAGCAAUCGCUUGUGUACUGAUGAACAUAGACAUUCUGCCUACCCCAAAAUGAGGACGAUUUCGAGCCUCUUGUUUUGUUUCGGUGCUUGUGGAUGCUUCGUUUCCCUAAUUAAAAAGCCAAGCCUGGCAGCACGUAAAUGUUGGAUGCCUCACGGUCCCAGUAAGGGCACAUCUAAACAGCGCUGCUCAUGGUGCAGCACUGCUGCUGCCGGCCACGUGCCCCUGGUGAGCGGUUGGUGUUUCGGUAGAUCCAGGAGGUUUCCGUGUGGCCAGGCACCUGGACGCGGGGCAAGGCGCAGGUUCUCCCCGUGCACUUUGUGCACUUGCAUAAGGAACUAAUUCGGGAUACUGAAGGCUGCUAUUUACGUGCCAGACUGACACGAUGCUGUCAUCACAGCUUAGUCUUGAUUUAGGAGGACUCCUUUAGGGCUGGCAGGGAAGCACAGUUUCCACCUUCGCACUGUCUCAGAGCUGUCUGCUUGAGGUGCGCAGCGAGGAAAUCUGUUUGCAGGGUUUCUAGGAACAGGCCUGCUAACCACAAAAUGGACCGAGACCAAAAGCUCGGGGUGCAGAGGACAUCUUGCAGCCACUCUAGGCUUCCUUUCCCUCAUGAGCAACGUGGGUGCAUUCCAGCACGCUUCGUUAAAAACCUCCAGUCCCACCAGCUCAGAGCAAUUUUCCUCAUUGCAGAGCAGACUGGAAAUUGAAGCCAAGUAAGGAAGCGAAGUCCUGUUAGUAACAGCCUCCAAGUACCAAGUUCCAACUCACUUAACAGAUCUUGGAAAUCCUCUCAGUGGCCACUUGACUGAACGUUAACUUAGAGAUGAUGAUACUUUUUUUACAGAACUCUUCAUGGUUUCUAAUUUUUAGAGAGAAAUUGCGUAUCUGUAGUUUCCAUCAAAUAAAAGGAAGUUACAGAGAUUCAGCACCCUGAACCAUAGUGCCCACAAAGCUGAGAAACUGUUGGCCAAAUAAUCCAUGAAAACGAAGGAAGCUUCUGUAAGUGAAAGGCAAAAAAAGUAGGAAAAUUCAUGAAAUACAAAGGCCUUCCAUCCAAGUCCCAAAGUUACUAGACACCUAACAUCUAUUGAUUAAUUAUUUUUAUUUUUAAACCUGCUUUACCUCACCUUUACCCGACUGCAACAGAAAACAGAAGCCUAAACACAUUUAUUCGCUGCUCUGACCCAUUUUGCCUGUCUUCUCACCUGUCCAAAAACUGAAUUCAAAAGAAUAUAACUUAAUUUUUUAGGCUGUGGAUUGUGAAAAUUGUACGCAACAGCGGAA